Molecule: messenger RNA, 4583 nt
Organism: Pieris rapae (cabbage white)
Lineage: Eukaryota; Metazoa; Arthropoda; Insecta; Lepidoptera; Pieridae
Gene: Pi4KIIalpha
Product: phosphatidylinositol 4-kinase type 2-beta
Exons: 11
Coding region: 135-1490 (451 amino acids)
Biological process (GO): Golgi organization; phosphatidylinositol phosphate biosynthetic process; endosome organization
Cellular component (GO): lysosomal membrane; plasma membrane; trans-Golgi network
Molecular function (GO): 1-phosphatidylinositol 4-kinase activity
Source: RefSeq, a predicted model, not a curated record
CUGACUUCAGACUUCUAUAGUCUUUGUUUUUCAAUUGAAUGAAUCAAGUGUUUGUGUAAAUGAUUGUGAAACAAAGAAUUUCCACAAGGCGAAAUAGAUGAGGCUCGAUAUAGUUACAUUUUUUAACAUUACUCAUGAGUACGGAAGAGACUCUGUUGAAUCUCGACUUCGACAAACCAAGCACAGUUAUUACGCCGCCCGAUGACGGCGUGGUUUCUCUCUCCAGUAGUGCUGAAGACAUUUGCUUAGUCCCUGAGAUUGGAUUUGAGGGCACCGUGGAUUCUCCGGGUGUUAACCGUGAGUCGCAACCGCUUCUUGGCGGUCGCGGCGACAUAGAAGUAUCAUUCAACCAUUUUCCAGAUGACCCUCAAUUUAGCGAAUUAGUAUGGCAGGCCGAGGUUGCCAUCGAUAAUGGAAUAUACCCAGAAAGGAUAUAUCAAGGUUCCAGUGGGUCGUACUUUGUCAAAAAUCCUGGAGGGAAAAUAAUCGGCGUGUUCAAACCGAAAGAUGAAGAGCCAUAUGGAAGACUGAAUCCCAAAUGGACGAAGUGGAUGCACAAAUUGUGCUGUCCAUGCUGUUUUGGCAGGUCAUGCCUUAUUCCCAAUCAAGGGUACCUUUCAGAGGCCGGGGCAAGUCUUGUGGAUUCCAAGAUCGGUCUUAAGAUCGUGCCUAAGACUAGAAUGGUGAAAUUAGUAUCAGAAACCUUCAAUUAUCUGCGAAUCGACCGCGAGAGAUCGCGACUGAAGCGCGCUAUCACGGAGCAGUUCCCUAAUCUACGAUUUAAUAGAAUGGGUCUUCCACCAAAGGUGGGGUCAUUCCAGUUAUUCGUAGAAGGAUAUAAGGACGCGGACUAUUGGCUGCGAAGGUUUGAGCAGGACCCACCGCAAGAGCAUGUUAUGAAGAAAUUUCAGUUACAAUUCGAGCGUCUUGUCGUACUGGAUUACAUAAUUCGUAACACGGAUCGCGGGAAUGACAAUUGGCUGAUCAAAUAUAUGGCGCCAUCUAACCGGAGUGAGCAGGAUAUGACGGAGCCGUCUGAAUGGAGUGGGGGCGGCAUAGAAGUCCGUAUAGCUGCCAUAGACAACGGACUAGCAUUUCCAUUCAAGCACCCGGACUCGUGGCGGGCCUAUCCUUAUCACUGGGCGUGGCUGCCGCAAGCUAAGAAGCCUUUUAGUACGGAGACCAAAGAGUUGGUGUUGCCAUUGCUGUCUGACAUGAACUUCGUUCAGGAACUUUGUGAUGAAUUACAUAUACUUUUCAAGCAAGACAAAGGUUUCGACAAGCGUCUCUUCGAACGGCAGAUGUCAGUAAUGCGAGGUCAAGUACUGAACUUGACUCAGGCCCUGAAAGACAACAAGAGUCCCGUACAACUCGUACAAAUGCCGGCCGUCAUCGUUGAGAGAUCUAAGAGUGGCACGACCCAAUCUCGUUUCUUCGACUCGUUCCAACAACGCUUCCAGCAGAAAUCACCAUUCUUCUCUUGGUGGUGAAAUAUGACACGUGGAUACAGACGAACGAUAAAAUAGGAUUUUGUAUGUAUGUAGUAUUUUAAUCUACUGAAGUUGAGACGAUCAUUCCAAUUAUCUAUUUAUAGGGUUUCACAACUUUGUGACAGAAAACUAUUUUUUUAAUCAACUAUGGCUUUGAAAUUUUUAAUAUUUUUUUGUUGUUGUAAUGGCGUCUUGUUAUGAACAUUUUGUAGUUGACAUAUUGGUUACGAGUCCCCAAUUGAAUUGACUUAAAUAGUUUCACCAAAAUUCCUGAGAUAACCUUUGGAUGUUGGUUAAAAAUGUAAAAGAAAAAAUAUUCAACUUCAGUAUUUGUGAAACAUAAUAUAAACGUUUUUGCGUUAUAUAGUUUAGUUACUGUUAAACUAGCUGAUGUUAACGACUUCAAUGAAAUAUUUCAAUUUGUUUAAAAUCUGUUUUUUUAUAUCUAAUCGUAUAUCAUAGAAAUGUCUAUGUUUUAUGUAUAUGUAAUUAUCAUUUAAAUUAUUUUAUUAAAAAAUAUAAUUCGUUAUAAGAACUUUUAACAUUAGUCAUUGAUGAUUCAUUUAGCAUAUAAAACUUAAGUCGCAAACAUCAGCUAGCAAUAUGCUUGUUAUUAAAAUCACCCAAAUUUCAUAGUAUAUGUAUAUUUUUAGAAAUGGCAACACUAAGUUACUUCUUUAAGAAGUAACUUAGUAAUUGUAUUCAAUUUCCAUCAAAAUUACACAUGACAAGCUUUUAUGUAACAUUAAUAACCAUUAUUAAUUCAACUAAACGAAAUACUAAGUAUGAGUGAUACACAACUCUAUAGAUUUGUAUAAUUUUGAAUGCUAACAUUAAGUUUACACAACAGAUGGCGUUUAAACAAGUCAAUAAAAUUUCGCGUCUCAUAAUCGUUACUCGUCUCUUUUUGACAAAUUUCAUCUUACCUUUGAUGAAAAGAGACAAUUUUAAAUCUGUAUUUAGACAGUUUUUGUAGUUCCAGUUGAAAGUUAUAUUCGCUUAUGUGGGACCACAAGGUCUUUAACCUUAGGGACCGUUCAAGUAGUACUUAACGAAUUUUGGGGGCUGGGGAUAAAACAUAACGAUGUGGGGCGGGGCGUGUAUUAUGCGUCAUUGUUAAGCUUAUUUUCGACUUUUCAAUACUUUACACCACAUAAAUGGCAACUUUAAGAUGUAAUAAAUCACUGGGUUGUAACGAAAAGCAUUAUUGCAUACAGAAGAACUUUAGGGCGCGUUACAUUGGGGGCAAGAAUCUCCAAAAAUUGCGUGACGUUACACUUGAACGCUCCCUUACUGAAUCAGAUAACAGUAUAGUGUUGCCUUUACCAAUCAUAUCGUCUGUAGAUAACUUUCACGUAUACCUAUAUAAUUUGAAUACAGAAACUUAAGAUUUCUCGUUUUAUUCUCAUGGGAAUAUCCAUUUUUAUUGUGACGUGUGUAAAAAGCAGUAUAUAGCUGUUAAAACUCGCAUAAUAUGACAAGUCAAAAGAUUUUUUUUGCAAAAUUUUGUAUACCCAUAAAUCAACAUAGUAAAAUUGAAAAAAUAUAGAAUGCGACUGAUUUAGCUCUAAAAUAUUAUUUUUUACGGGGAUCCCUUUUAUUAUUUUUGUUACCCAUUUUGCUUAUUUAUUUAGAACAAUUUUAUCCCAUGAUAGUGAUAUAUUGUAAUCUUCUAGAAUAUCAUAAUAAUAGGUUUGUUAGAUAUUAAUCGGUGACUUAUACAAUCAAAGUGCCUCAUCUAACCAAGUCGUGAGAAGGAGCUCGAAUUUUUACACCCCGUUCCUAUAUUUAACUAACGAAUAUUGAAGGCGGUAAUCAAGAAUUACAAGCGAUAGUAAAACGUACAGUUCCCAUGGGGUGUAUGAAAAGAUCAAUCGAAAGGGUAAAACCUCCUUCGUUACUUUUUUGUUUUUAGUUCUUUUUUUUUGUAACAACUAUCCACGAAUAUUCUUUAAGUUAAAUAAAGGAACCCGUAAUAGACCAAAACUCGUGAAAUAGUUCCAAAUAGCUCGAGCAAUAGCUUAGUGUUCCAUGAUUUUAAGCUAAUAUAAUGUGAAUUUACAUCUGUGAGACAUGCAUUUUAACUAUUUAUUAUUAUAAAUGUACGAUUCAACAUCGCUGGUUUUCUGUUACAUUACAUAAAAAUAGUCUUCGAGAGUAUGCAGGAUUUAAAUAAUUAUAAAAUCCUCAAAUAACACGUAUGAGAAAAAGAAUGAAGCCCUAAGUCUGUUAUUUCAAUUCCAAAUAUAUUACUUGACAUUUGACAAUAUGGCUGACUUUGACAGUCUUCGCCGGAAACUAUUCAAUCAAAUAAAACAAUAUUCCCACGUAUUCGUGUACGUUGUGAAAAUUGCGUAAAACAUAUUUAAGUUACUGUAGUAAAUUUAUACUUUAAUGUUUACUGGUCAUUGUUAAUAGCAGACUUGGUGCCUGGUAUCACAGAAUAAUUGUUAACAUCUUAAAUUUCAAGACAAUGUCAACAUCGUUUUAAGAGAAAACGGCUCAUAAUCAGUAGCUAACAUAGUUCCUUGUUUAAGAACAUCUUCGUACCUCCACGCUACAUAUUUCUAUUCAUACUCAGCUAUAAAAAUAAAACUUAAGUAUAUCUUUAAUUAUCAUCAUAUUUACAAGUAUUCUAUAAUUGUCUUUUUUUCUUGCACGUCAUAAUAAUUUUAAAGGGUAAUUUUAUUUUGUCUUACGUGUUUUUUUAACGGACGCUUUUAGAUCUCUCACCUGAUACUCUUCCUGCUUUCAGUAGACAUUUAUCACUACUAUUAGCAAUUGAAAACUGUGUAUUAAAGGAUUAUUAUCAUUUAAUAUUUCUAUAUCGGCAUAUUUAGUCAUUUGCAGUGUUGGAGGUGUGAAGACGUUAUUAUAAUUAGUAUGUUAAAAAUUAAUAGUUUACAAAUAGCUGAAUUGUUUCGUAUAAGUACCGAGCCGUUACGUGAGCCUUACAAAAUUGUUGAAUAAGUUUGCCCAAUAAUUAUUAAGUUUCUUCCCAAUGUAUAGAAGAAUUUGUAAAUAGUUUUAACAAUUUCGUUAUAUUGUCAUAUUUAUAAUAUUUAAUUGAAGAAAAUAUAAUCAUCAUUGCAA